AUGCCUCUCAUAUUCUCUGCUUCAGAUGACCAGCAAGUAAGGGUGUGGGAAUGGAAUGAAAACUCAGCCUCACAGAUACGUACAUUGCAAGGUCAUGCAGAUAAUGUGUCUUCUGUUCUCUUCCACGCACAACAGAACCUGCUUGUGUCUAACUCCGAUCACAGAGGCAUCCGCCUCUGGGGAGUCAAGAAAAUUACUGAUCUUGCUCCUCCUAUCACAGUUCCACGACUUCCUCGCUAUGCAGUGUCUUUCAAAACUGAAUCUCGUCUUUUACUUGAGGAGCAUAGAGUAUGGUCUUUAGCAGUUCACCCAGAAUUUAGUGUAAUUGCUGGGGGACUUGACAGUGGAAUGAUGGUGUUUAGGCUUGUUAGAGAACGUCCUGUGUUUGCUGUUGGUGGGGAUUUCUUGUUCUUUCAGAAGGCCAAUUCGUUAUUCAAGUAUGACUUCUCCACAAGGCAAGAACCGACAGUUGUCCUUGGGCCUGGGUCUGAACUAAGGACUUUGUCCUAUUGCCCUCAAAGCAAUGCUCUUCUCUCCUCCUCCUCAGAUGCAGAUGGUGAUGGUGACCAACUGUACAAGCUACCAAGUGUCAACAGUGAGCGUGUCCAACUCCCAAAUGGUACUACUGGUCUUCGUUCUUCAGCUUUCCUUGGGACUCCCGGGGUUUUUGCUGUUCUUCAUAGCACGGAGGGAAACAUGGUCGCAGCCUCAGUCUAUGAUCCUCAAAACUCCUUGCUUGGUUCUGUACGUCUGUAUCAUGGUACUCAUUCCAUUUACUCUGCUGAGUCCCUUGAAUCUCUGUUAUGCAUCAACGAUUCUGGAGCUGUAAAGGUUAACUUUGCAACCAAAGAAAUAUGUGCUGGGAUUAAAUUUCCUAGGGCUAAAUCUGCGGUUUGGUCUGGUGAUAUGGAGAGAGUUGCUUUCCUCAGCAAACACUCUAUCUGUGUCUCCGACAAAUACCUUGAACUCAUGUAUAUCAUCAAUGACAGCCACGUGAAGAGUGCAGCUUGGAAUGAGCAUGGAGUUUUGUUCUACAGUACACUGACCGAAAUUAGCUACCGUUGUCGUAAUGACGAUACUGGAACAAGACCACUACAUCUCCCUCUCUAUAUCACCAAGGUAUCUGGUGGAGUAAUCUUUUGUCUGAACAGGAAUGCGGAUGUCGUUCUUCUCGAUGCUAAAAACGAUGUGGGUUAUGAACCUGUUGAUCACCAGAAUAUAUUGGGAACUGGACAUGUUGUGGAAGAUGAUGCUGAUGGGAAUGAACCGAUAAUGGGAGUGCUUGAACCGAUAAUGGAAGAGCUUGAACAUGAUGCUGAUGGCUAUGAAGCUGGUGGGAAUGAACAAGGAUUGGAAGAUGUUGAAGAUGGGAAUGAACAAGGAUUGGAAGAGCCUGUGGGGUUGCCGAUAUGGGAUACGUCGCCUAACGGGUCACAGUGA
Messenger RNA from Microthlaspi erraticum, 1440 nucleotides. The record is from the annotation of a GenBank genome assembly. Lineage: Eukaryota; Viridiplantae; Streptophyta; Magnoliopsida; Brassicales; Brassicaceae.